GAGGAGAAGGGCACCUCGAAGAAACGAUACAAGGUUUUGAGAUGGAAGACAGAUCCCCUCCUGGAGUCAGCUUAAAUAGCUAUCAAGAGGCUAAGGAGUUGAUACUUGGUGAUGAAAAUUUCAAGUAUCAGCUAGAAGAGUUUAGGAAAUCAGGUCGAAAUGAAAUGACCAUCCUACUAUGUGGCAAGACAGGUGUAGGAAAGUCACAUUUGACCAAUGCACUUAUUGGUGAAAAUCUCGCGGAAGAGGGUCAUACUCUGUCUUCAAGGACAGCCGAGGUGAAUGGUUACAACUUCCUCAAAAACGGCGUGAAGAUUACAGUUUUUGAUACGCCGGGUUUCGCAGAUAGAGACAAUAAAGAAGAGGAUUAUGUGAAAAAAAUCAGGGAAAAGGUUACCAAAUUCGACGUGUUCGUUUUCUGUACCGAGAUGAACACUACACGGUUUCGGGACGACGACGUCAAAACAAUCCAAAAGUUAACAGAAGCCUUCGGUCCGCAGCUGUGGGAGCACGCUGUUGUUGGCUUAACAUUUGCCAACAAAGUUGAUCCACCACGCGGAGUAGGAAAGAAUACAGAAGAGUUCUUUGAUCAUCGCACGCGAGAAUUUAAGGGAAUAAUCUUUGAAGAACUAGGAAAAUGGAAAGAUCUAGACAUAAACAUUUUUGUCAAUUAUGUAGAAUUUGCCCCAACUGGAGACUCGCAGGAACCAGAAUUACCAGGUAUUUCUCACUGGAUAACAGCUUUAUGGGUUAAAACCUUUAAACGUUUAAACAACAGCGCAAAACCAGCAUUCUUUCUGGCAAAUAUGGAUCGUUUCAGGCCUGGUCCCUUCAAGAAAGACAGGAAGCAUUCACCUGUAGACAGAGAGGGUAUGAACUGCGGAGGAGGAAGUUCAACUGGGUUUGUUCCUCCUAUCUACCUCGAAGAACACGAUCAAGUCAUGGCUGAUCUUUUCAGUUGCGAUCAAAAUGGUGACACCGCUUCUGAUCACCGUCCAAGUAGCACAACUGUUUCUAUGGAGGAGAUAUCAACAAACUCGGAAUCACAUCUGCGUCUACGCUCAGCUACGUCAGGUACUGAUCAUGAGGAGAGAGGCCUUGCGGAGAGUUUCCCCAGCAUCAACCUCGUCCCUCCCCCGGUAAGGGAAAACCUGAGAGAUGCCAUGAUGUGGUUUGCUAGAGGGGCCGUCAGGGUGAUAUUCCAAAGGAUCCUUUCUGGAAGUGGCUCCCUUGUUGCCGCUGCCCUCGGCUGGAUUUUUAAUCGCUGAAGAGAUGAUUACCUUCAUGUAAACUGCUUUGCAUGACUUUUUGAGUAGAAUUCGCUAGA
Molecule: messenger RNA, 1327 nt
Organism: Pocillopora verrucosa
Lineage: Eukaryota; Metazoa; Cnidaria; Anthozoa; Scleractinia; Pocilloporidae
Source: RefSeq, a predicted model, not a curated record